UCUCCGAGGAACAAAACGAGAGAAAACACACACAGCUUGGAAGAGGCUCACAUUUGUAUCAGGACCGGAUCAGAGUGAGGAGGAGGAAGAAGGAGGAGGAGGAGAAAAGUGGGGGGGAGGAAGAGCCUGGAAAUUAAAACACGCAAAGGCAGCAGGAGGGCAGGUGUCAACAGACAUGAAGAGGAUUGCCAGAUUGAUUUUCCCACUCAUUCUUUUGCUGAUUUGUGAGGUGAAUGGACAGAGGCGCACCAAACCUCCAAAGAAGCGCCCACGUCCUUCAGUCCCUGAGCCAGUUGAACCAACUGACUUCCCUCCACCUCUGCCCCCAGGACCACCCUCAAUUUUUCCUGAUUGUCCCCGAGAAUGCUUCUGCCCCCCAGAUUUUCCUUCAGCCAUUUAUUGUGACAGCCGCAACCUGAGAAAAGUCCCACUCAUCCCACCCAGGGCUGAAUACGUGUACCUACAAAACAAUUUCAUUGACAAGAUCUCUGAAGAAUCUUUCAAAAAUGCCACAGGGUUGCGGUGGAUCAGUUUGGACAACAACCGCAUUGAUUCAGUGGGAUCACAAGUACUACAUAAGUUGGAUAACCUUGUCUUUCUGUACAUGGAAAAAAAUUUCCUUAAGGAAGUGCCCAACAACUUGCCUCCCAAUCUUGAGCAACUUAGGCUGAGCAGAAAUCGUAUUUCCAAAAUCCCUGAAAAUGUUUUCAGCAAGUUAGAUCACCUCCUCUUGUUAGAUCUUCAUCAUAAUCAGCUGGAUAAUGGAGACUUCAAAAAGAAUACUUUCAAGGGGCUCAAGAACCUCAUGCAACUCAACCUGGCUCAUAACCGGCUAAGUAAGAUGCCUCCUGGGGUUCCCAAAGCCAUUCACCAGCUCUUUCUUGAUGAGAAUCAAAUUGAUAAUAUCCCCAACAAUUACUUCAAAGAUUUCUCCAAUUUGGCGUUCAUCAGGCUUAACUAUAAUAAACUGUCUGACAAAGGAUUGCCUAUCGACACUUUCAACAUCACCAAUUUGCUGGUUUUGCAUUUGGCAUACAACAACCUCACCAGCAUCCCCUACAUCAGCCCCAAGCUGGAGCACCUCUACUUGAAUGACAAUUCAAUUCAAAAUAUCAAUGGGACUCGGAUAUGCCCCACUUCCCUGGUCUCUCUUCAUGCACCAUCUUCAGAUCUUGAAAAUGUGCCACGUCUUCGCUACCUGCGCCUCGACGGCAACUUGCUGAAGCCACCCAUCCCUUUGGACCUGAUGCUGUGUUUCCGGCUCUUGCAGUCGGUUAUAUAUUAAGCCUUGCAGCAAUUGCCACUCCUUGGGACUUUGUGCAGUGACUUGAUUCCAGUCUAUGUUAGACAAGGGGAAUAUACCUAAGCAUCUCUACCCAGACCUUUCCUGCUCCACUCUGCUUCGUUUUUCCUUGGCUGCUGGAAGCUCUGUGCUUUGUGCAGCUCUCCUUUAUACAGCAUUUUAUGGAUGCUUUAUUCCAAUGGUGAAAUUCAGAUUUUUUUUUUACUUCCGGUUCUGUGGGCAUGGCUUCGUGGGCAUAGCAGG
Messenger RNA from Thamnophis sirtalis, 1546 nucleotides. RefSeq names its product proline and arginine rich end leucine rich repeat protein (gene PRELP). The record is from RefSeq and is a predicted model, not a curated record. Gene Ontology annotation, molecular function: protein binding; heparin binding. Gene Ontology annotation, cellular component: extracellular exosome. Lineage: Eukaryota; Metazoa; Chordata; Lepidosauria; Squamata; Natricidae.